UGGGGAUGCUGGGCUCACACGCAGGCGCGGUACCUUGCAGGCAGUGACGGGGACAGCUGUGCGGGGCGGUGUCGGGGUCCUGAGUGCGGGGCAGAGCUGGCAGCUGGGCGGCGGAGCGGGAGCGGAAUGGGCACUCCAGUGAAAGAUGUGGUUCUCAAAGCUGAUGCUCCCACUGUUCUGUUACUGGAUAAACAUUCUGACUACAUCGCCUCAUAUGGAGCAAAGAAGGAUGAUUAUGAAUACUGCAUGUCAGAAUAUUUGAGGAUGAGUGGAAUCUAUUGGGGGCUGACCGUUAUGGAUUUAAUGGGGCAACUGCAGCGCAUGAACAAAGAGGAAAUCCUACAGUUUGUCAAGUCAUGUCAGCAUGACUGUGGGGGAGUCGGAGCUAGUAUCGGCCAUGAUCCACACCUCCUUUAUACCCUGAGUGCUGUGCAGAUCCUUUCUCUCUAUGAUAGUCUUCAUGUCAUUGACGUUAAUAAAGUUGUUGAGUAUGUUAAAGGCCUCCAACAAGAUGAUGGUUCCUUUGCUGGUGACAAAUGGGGUGAAAUAGACACCAGGUUCUCUUUUUGUGCUGUUGCAACUCUGGCACUAUUGGGGAGACUCGAUGCCAUUAACCUAGAAUCAGCAGCAGAAUUUGUUUUAUCCUGUAUGAACUUUGAUGGAGGAUUUGGAUGUCGACCAGGUUCUGAAUCUCAUGCUGGGCAGAUAUAUUGCUGCACGGGGUUUCUGGCUAUUACAGGCCAGUUGCACCAGGUUAAUGCUGACUUGCUGGGUUGGUGGUUGUGUGAGCGGCAGUUACCAUCUGGGGGCCUCAAUGGACGACCUGAGAAGUUACCAGAUGUUUGUUAUUCAUGGUGGGUGCUGGCCUCUCUGAAAAUCAUUGGGCGACUACACUGGAUUGACAAAGAUAAAUUGAGCCGUUUCAUUUUGGCCUGUCAGGAUGAGGAAACUGGUGGGUUUGCAGACCGGCCUGGAGAUGUGGUUGAUCCCUUUCACACUUUGUUUGGAGUGGCCGGCCUGUCCCUGAUGGGAGAUCAGCGGAUAAAGCCAGUUAACCCAGUGUUUUGCAUGCCAGAGGAUACCCUACGGAAAAUUGGCAUCCAGCCUGAGCUACUGCACUAAAAGGAUUCAAAGGAUGACUUCCUGGUGCUGUUUGAAGGCUGUUGUGGACAGAUCAAAGUUUAACAAAGGGUACUUCAACACCUACCAUUUCACUUGGAGUUUGGCAAUAAUUUGUAGGUUUUAUCUGAUACCUGGAAUCGGUUUGUAUGGUUUCUACUAUGUAUCACUGCUACAACGGAUUGAGGAGGUGUAAUACUGCCCUUCAUUUUUCACAUACCUUCAGUCAUGGCAACCAACUUCAUUUCUAGCUGGGCUUGUUGUAAUAUACUUGCUGACUUACAUACACUAACAACAUUUAUAAAUUGUUUUGUGAUAUAUAUUUAUAUAUCUCAUGUAUACAAAUAUAUUAUUUAUAUGUACUUAAAUUUUGACUGUUAGUGAUCUGUUGAGGAGGGCUGGUGUUUGGACUGUGUAGCGUUUUGGGUUGAGAUACAGAAAUGAGUAAAUUGCUGUUGAAUUUCACAGGAUUCCUAAUGCAAACGAAUGAUCCUAAAUUCAGGAUUGUGGAACUAAAUUACAGGAUAUUUUUCAAGUACAUCCUAUAUUUGCUUUAAACGUAAAUUUUAAUAAUGGGUUGGUUUUAAUUUGUCAGAUAUCAGUCCAGCCUAGCUGUUGAACUCAGGUGGACUUCGAAGCUCCCCAAGAAUAUCUACAGAUGGAAUGGGUGAGGGGAAUAUUUUAUCAGUUUUAGAAAAAAUCUUUAAAAAUUGAUGCAUCAGAGUAGAGUUGAAUACAUCUUUUCUGUUUAUAUGCUGGGGAUUUACUUUACUCUGAAAUUCUGUCUAAAUGCUAACAUAGAAAAAUAGGAGCAGGAGUAGAUCACACAGUCCCUUGAGCCUGCUCUGUCAGUCAAGAUCAUGGCUGAUCAUCUACCUCAAUGCCAUGUUCAUGUGCUUUUCCCAAAUCUCUUGAUAUGAGAAAUGAAAAAUUUACCAGUUUUUGUCUCGAACAUACACAAUGAUUGAACUUUCACAGUCAUUUGGAGUAGAGAAUUCCAAAGAUUUUGAGCAAAGAAAUUCUGCCCCGUCUCAGUUCUGCGACUGUGCACCCUGUUUCUUGAAGCUCUCCACCAACCGGUGCAGCAACACCCUUCCUGCAUCUAUCCUGCUGAGUCCUUUAAGAAUUUUGUAGUUUUCCAUGCUAUCACUUCUCAUUCUUGUAUAUUCCAGAGAAUAAAGGUCCAAUCUCCUUGGUCUCUCUCAAUCGGACAGUUCCACUGUCUCCGUAUUCAUUCCAGUAAGCCUCCAUUAUUCGCCCUCUGUGGCAAGUGCAUCCUUCCUUAGGUACAAGAACAAGAACUGCACAAAGUACUCCAGAUUCAAUCUCACCGAGGUUCUGUACAGUUGAAGAAAGAAAUCUUUACUUCUGUACUCAACUUGUCUUGUGGUAAUGUCCAAUGCACCAAUUGCCUUCAUAAAUGCUUGCAAUGCCUGCAUGUUAGAUUUCAUGUACAAGGACACCCAGAUCACUUUGAACAUCGACACUUUCCAAUCUCUCAACAUUUAAGAAAUACUCUGCAUGUCCCUCCUACCGAAGUGGAUAACCUAACGUCGAUCCACGCUGUAUUUCACCUGGUGUGUCUUGCCCACUUACUCAGCCUGUCUAAAUCCCUUAAAGCCUGUUUGCAUAAUUCUCACAAUAUACAUUCCUCACCAGUUUUGUGCCAUCUGCAGACUUGGAAAUAUUACACUUGGUCCCAAUAUCCAUCUGAGUGCCCAUGCUCAGAUCCUUGUGAUACUGCACUAGGUACAGCCUGCCAACCAGAUACUGAACCAUUUAUUCUAAGCUGUUUUCGCACGAAGUAACCUCAACCCAACCCAGUAUAUUACAUCCUAACCAUGCCUGUAUAUCACCUCAAAUCCAUGGCAGUAUAUUACUCCUUAUCCCAUGUGCUCAACUAAUCUCCUGUUUGGAAUUUUCAAAAGUCUCCAAUAGAUCCAAAUAUGUCACAUGCACUAAUGUAUUCUUCCUUGUGUAUAGUGUAUUCCUCUUUGUGUUUCGUAAUUCGUUCUUAUGUACUCAGCAGCAAUACAAUGCAAAUUGGAAGAAGGUACACUUUAUUUCAGCAACACAAACAAAAUACUACAGAUGCUGGAAAUCAGAAUUAAAAGCAGAAAAUGCUGAAAAUACUUAGCAGGUCUGGCAGCAUCCACAGACAGAGGAACCUAGUUAAUGCUUCAUGUCAAGGUUACUUUCAUCAAGCUUUAAUUCAGGUUUUAGUAAUUUUGGAUAGUAUAGUUAAAUUUGUACUUCACAGAGAUCAUCUAUUCCUUUUGUAAUUAAAGUUGGUUUAUUGAGGUACCGUAACCAUGUUUAAUACCAUCCUAUUAAAUCUCUUUUUUUUGUUCUUCUGCCCUUCGGUUUAAUGAUUUGGGCAAGCAAAUGUGGCAGUAGAUAGAGUUAGUGCUGUGGGUGAGACAGAAUAACGUGGAGCAGUUUAAAUGGUUUAAUUGAAAGACAAUAAAUGAAUCAAAAAGAGCUGUAGAACCUCAGACUGGAAGCAAAAUAGGAAGAGGUUGAAGUGUGUGUGAGCAAGAACUGCAAGUGUCAUAUGAAGAACUGAAGUAAACUCUAAAGCAGUAGAGACAGCUGUUGAUUUAGAUGCAAUAUUAUUGUCGAGGAAAGAGACAGGUUUCUGCAGUUCAAUGGUAUUUUUCUGGCCUGGGAAGAAAAGAUUUCUGAUUGCUUGUCCUUGAAACAAAUGAAAUAAUAACAAUAAUCUUCCUCAAUAAAUGUUUACAUUUGUUUCUUUAGAAAUAGGAAGCCCUCACUUAAAGUUGUGGUUGUGUUGUUGAAAAAUCAUGACUUUAAAUGAAACGUUUAAGUGAACCAAUGUUACAACUGGAGUUAUGUCCUGUACUCGUACAUGUAAUUUAAAGAGCUAAAUGCCUGUAUUGGUAAAUAAAUAACUAUUAAAAUACAUUUUUUAUACAUUAAAAUGAAAUGUUGUAUUUCAACAUGUUGUACACAACAUUUCAGUACUUACAGAAUCUCCUGUAGUGGAUCCUCCAAGAGUGCAGACCAGGGCAUUGCUGCAUGGGGUCUUUGUCCUGGGAGAGGCCAUAUGCUCACUGGACUCUGGGCCACGUGCCACUGUUGUUUGUUCCUGGGCACGUCGGGCCACUGUCUGGUGCCAUCAUUUUGGGGGCUGCAGUGCCCGUUUUUGUAGGUCACCACCACCUCUGAGGUUCACUUGGGCUGCCAACCGGUGGGGCUGUGCCUCUUGGCUGACUGUGGGGUACGGGCUUUCCCCUCCUCCUUGAUCUGACCAGAGGGGUGUUGGUUUUAGCAGGGGCUUGUUGGUUCCCCCCCACCCCGAGCUGUGCUUUCUGGGUGCUGGCCAAGGCUGUGACGCUCCUGUGGUGGUCAGUGUCUAUAGGUGUGAGGCUGGAAAAGCAUAGCAGGCUAGGCAGCAUCAGAGGAGCAGGAAAGUCAACAUUUUGGACCAAGACCCUUCGUCAGGCCUGAAACGUGGACUUUCUUGCUUCUCUGAUGCUGUCUAUCCUGCUGUUCUUUUCCAGCCUCUCACCUUUGGACUCUGCAGUCCUUAUUGUCUCCAGGCUGCUGUGUUGGAUUGUGGCUUUCAAAUGUUGGAUCAGUGAGAGGAAGCUGGCAGGUUUUUGUAUCAAUCAGGUCAGGUAUUACACAAUUUGAUCAACAUUAAGUUGGAUCUUGCAACGCUUAGCAAAACUUCAGGCUCCAUUCAUGAAAUGACAUUAAAUUGAAAAUGCUGCACAAGGUUUCGUUAAACAGAGUUCCUGUAACUCUUGAGGUCCGCAUUUCCUUUGGAGCUUUGAACCACUUGAAAGGUGCUGCUCUUCUGUGUAAUCUUCUGGGGAAAAACGUCUUUAUAACUUAAAUAAUAAUGGUACUGGUAAAGUAUUUGGGAUUGUGUAGCAUAUUAGUGAUCACAUUAAACUGAAAAAGUAAACAUUUUUCUGAAGUGCUGUAUUCCUACAGUAAUGACUGUAAAUUGUCUUUUUGUGGCCAUCUUAAACCAACUUUAGUUCAACAUAUUUAUUUCAAAGUAAAAAUGUGUAUUUGUCAUGAUUUAGCUGCAGUACCUUGAGAAUUUGACGCUAGCAAAUGUCUCAUUGAAAUGGUAUGCUAAUUUUACGCGUUUAAAUAAAACAUAACUGUUGUAUUUGUGUGUAUUUUAUGUUCUGUUUAAGUCAUUUCUAAGUAAAAUUAAACAUUCUCUAAGAGCCAGAGAGAAAAGUAAACUCUUCCUCUCAUA
Rhincodon typus (whale shark) is the source of this 5359-nucleotide messenger RNA. It is a transcript of the gene rabggtb, whose product is annotated as Rab geranylgeranyltransferase subunit beta. Gene Ontology annotation, molecular function: Rab geranylgeranyltransferase activity. Gene Ontology annotation, cellular component: Rab-protein geranylgeranyltransferase complex. Gene Ontology annotation, biological process: protein geranylgeranylation. The transcript is spliced from 9 exons. Bases 127 to 1122 code for a protein of 331 amino acids. Lineage: Eukaryota; Metazoa; Chordata; Chondrichthyes; Orectolobiformes; Rhincodontidae. The record is from RefSeq and is a predicted model, not a curated record.